Messenger RNA from Pelobates fuscus (common spadefoot toad), 482 nucleotides. Its product is annotated as cytochrome c, testis-specific. The transcript is spliced from 4 exons. Gene Ontology annotation, cellular component: mitochondrial intermembrane space. The record is from RefSeq and is a predicted model, not a curated record. Gene Ontology annotation, molecular function: heme binding; electron transfer activity. Lineage: Eukaryota; Metazoa; Chordata; Amphibia; Anura; Pelobatidae. Gene Ontology annotation, biological process: mitochondrial electron transport, ubiquinol to cytochrome c; mitochondrial electron transport, cytochrome c to oxygen. Bases 104 to 421 code for a protein of 105 amino acids.
CAGGACACCGGUUACAAAGCAGCUGUACAGCGUGUCCUUGGGAGCAGAGUCACCAGGAGCCCAGAGCAGCACACAGCGGAGGAGGACAGGCCGCACGAUAACAAUGGGAGACGUUGAAAAAGGCAAGAAAGUCUUUGUUCAGAAAUGUGCCCAAUGCCACACUAUUGAAAAGAAUGGCAAGCACAAGGUAGGCCCUAAUCUCCAUGGUCUCAUAGGACGCCAAACCGGCCAGGCAGAAGGCUUCUCUUACACUGAUGCCAACAAGCAAAAGGGGAUCACUUGGGACGAGAACACUCUGAUGACUUAUCUUGAAAAUCCCAAGAAGUACAUCCCUGGAACAAAAAUGAUCUUUGCUGGCAUCAAAAAGAAGAGUGAAAGAGAGGAUCUGAUAGCCUACCUGAAACAAGCAUCCUCCUCCUAACAGCUAUACAUGCUGCCUUAUUUAUUUCAGGAAGGGAUCUCUUUUGAUGAGAUGUUUUUUU